GCAGCGGCAGCGGCAGCAGCACGAGCGGCGGCGGCGGCGGCGGCAGCGGCAGCAGCCCUCCCUCCGGGGGAGAGAAAUCCCAGGUAGCGGAGCCUGAGCUCUCCCGGCGCCCCGGAGCUCCCCGCAGGAAACCCCAGGCAGAAGUCCAGCCUCGCCGGGCUACCUCUGUGGCUGGUGCUGAAGCCUCCGGGAGGCGGGGCUGGUUCGGAGCGUCCGCGAGAGUCCGGAAUCCAGUGCCAACAAUAUGCCCAAGCAAGUGGAAGUCCGGAUGCACGAGAGUCACCUGAGCUCAGAAGAACCCAAACGCAGAAACUUGUGCCUGAGGAUAUGGGACAAUCUCGGGAAGAACCUUCUACUUUCUCUGACAGUAUUUGGCGUCAUCCUGGGGGCCGUGUGCGGAGGUCUUCUUCGCUUGGCGUCUCCCAUCCACCCCGAUGUGGUCAUGUUAAUAGCAUUCCCAGGAGACAUCCUCAUGAGGAUGUUAAAAAUGCUCAUUCUCCCCUUAAUCAUCUCCAGCUUAAUCACAGGUCUAUCCGGCUUGGAUGCUAAAGCCAGUGGCCGACUGGGAACGAGGGCCAUGGUCUACUACAUGUCUACCACCAUUAUUGCUGCUGUCUUAGGUGUCAUUUUGGUCUUAGCCAUCCACCCAGGGAACCCUAAACUGAAAAAGCAGCUGGGACCCGGGAAGAAAAAUGAUGAAGUGUCCAGCUUAGAUGCCUUCCUUGACCUCAUCCGAAACCUGUUCCCCGAAAACCUUGUCCAAGCGUGUUUCCAACAGAUCCAAACUGUGACCAAGAAGGUGAUGGCCACCCCCAAGCCCAGUGAGGAAGCCAAUACUACCAGCUCCAUCAUCUCUCUGCUGAAUGACACAAAGACCGAGGUCCCCGAGGAAACCCAGCUGAUUAUCAAGAAAGGCUUGGAGUUCAAGGAUGGGAUGAAUGUCUUGGGUCUGAUAGGUUUCUUCAUUGCUUUCGGCAUCGCCAUGGGGAAGAUGGGAGAACAGGCCAAGCUGAUGGUUGAAUUUUUCAACAUCCUGAACGAAAUUGUCAUGAAGUUAGUGACCAUGAUCAUGUGGUAUUCUCCCCUGGGUAUUGCCUGCCUCAUUUGUGGAAAAAUCAUCGCCAUCAAGGACUUGGAAGUGGUCGCCAGGCAACUGGGGAUGUACAUGGUCACCGUGAUUGUGGGUCUCAUCAUCCAUGGAGGCAUCUUCCUCCCUUUGCUUUACUUCGUGGUCACCAGGAAAAACCCUUUCUCCUUUUUUGCUGGUAUUUUUCAAGCCUGGAUCACAGCCCUGGGCACAGCUUCCAGUGCUGGUACAUUGCCUGUCACUUUUCGGUGCCUGGAAGAAAAUCUGGGGAUUGAUAAGCGUGUGACUAGAUUUGUUCUACCAGUUGGAGCAACCAUUAACAUGGAUGGAACUGCAUUAUAUGAAGCUGUAGCCGCCAUCUUUAUUGCCCAGAUGAAUGGGGUGGUCCUGGAUGGCGGACAGAUUGUAACUGUGAGCCUCACCGCCACCCUCGCCAGUGUUGGAGCUGCCAGCAUCCCCAGUGCCGGAUUGGUCACCAUGCUUCUCAUCCUGACGGCCGUGGGCCUCCCAACACAGGACAUCAGUCUGCUUGUUGCUGUUGACUGGCUCUUGGAUAGGAUGAGAACUUCUGUCAAUGUUGUCGGGGAUUCCUUUGGGGCUGGCAUUGUCUACCACCUGUCGAAAGCUGAGCUGGACAGCAUCGACUCACAGCACCGAGGGCAUGAAGACAUAGAAAUGACCAAGACUCAAUCAAUUUAUGAUGACAUGAAAAACCAUAGGGAAAACAACUCAAAUCAGUGUGUUUACUCAGCACACAACUCUGUCAUAGUGGAUGAGUGCAAGGUCAUGCUGGCAACCAAUGGAAAGUCGGCAGACUGCCAUGGGGAAGAGGAACCGUGGAAGAGGGAUCACUAAAGCGCAGAAACAGACUCCGAGCUCCACCUUGAAUAAACUCUCCGAAGUUAUCCAAUGGUAAAAGAUGAUGUAAAGAUUAAACAAAAACAUCCUUAAAAAAAAGAUAUAUAAAUAUGCUUACUUAAUUUGUUAACUGACGCUAGGAGGAGGUGUCAUAAAGCAGCCUUUGUAAGCACAGGGCAGUGUCUUUGCCAAAUAACUGGCCAUAACCAUUUAACCCUCUCCGUUGUAUUACUGUUUGGAUGGAGGCAGCUGGAGGAAUCGGUUUGCAUUAAAGAUGCCCUCUCACUGAUGACCCCCACCCUCCCACCCUCGAGCUGUAGAGAGAAUGUGAACCUUCUUUCUAUAGAAAAUGUGAAAAUGUGGUGAAGCCAUUGCAGGAAACCACAGGGACUCAAGGCACAGAGAAAUUAGGAUGUGCUACCGACUUAAAGUAUUUUCCAUGUUUCCUCUUGGAACGCACAAGAGAUACCACCAGCAAGCUUCAUCUGGUUGAAAAUCCUCUUCCAAGUUUUACAUGUUUGACUCAAAGCAAACACCUGCUGCUGACCAUUUUGUCUUCUGGGUGCCCUUUAAAUUAAGUGUCUCCAAAAUAAUUUUUAAAAAAAGACUUUAGAGGGAACUAGAUUCACUAGAUUCAAAAAGGCUGAUUCCAAACACUCUUCUUUUUUUCCCCCAUGUCCCUCUAUCAAUGAAGUUUUUAGAUCCUAACUCAGGAGUUCCUCCAUUUCCUGAAUGGAAUUUCCCACUCUCUUAUACAGAAUGGCAACUCCUCUGUAACUUAUAGUCCUAUAGAGUUGCUUGGGGCAUAGAGAAGUUACACAAUGCAUCCCCUGUCACACAGUAAAUGCCAGGGGCAAAUCUUUAACCUAGCUCUUCCUGACUCCAAAGCUGGACCUCUAAGUCCUACACCCUAUUAAACUCAUGCUCAUGAAUAACUACAGAAAAAUUUAAAAACAACUUAUAUUUCAUAGUCGCAACUCUUUUAUAGUAUAAGAGUCAGAACAGUUACCAAUCUGCAUCAGUAAGGGCUAUAUCCUCGAUGGGAUCUCAUCAUGCUCAAAAAAUCAUAGAUCCAGACCUCCCUCCCCCCUUCCCCAAGAACCCUCAUAGAGAUCACUUAAACAAUACAACAUACUGUGCCGUUCUACUUGUAAGGCUUUUUUUCUAUUGAAUCACCUAAUCAUUGAUUAAGAAAUAAUGUUUACCCAGUGCUGCUGCAUAUAUUUAUCAAAAGUUAAAGACACAUUCAAUGUAAAUAUUAACAAGCUUCAAGAAUAAGAUGAUCUGUCGAAAGCUGUUUUGCCUCCAACUGUGAUAAUGAAAUUCAUUGUGGCUGUUUGGCUUAUGUUUACAGUGGGCUUCACUUUCCUCAUCAUACACAGUAGCAUUAUUUAAUUUAACAAGUAUUUAUUAGGUACUUACUUUGGGCAAGUCUCUAUUGGGUUAGAUAUUAAGAAUACAGAGGCAAAAAUGAAAUAGUUCCUGACCUCAAGGAAUUUGCCUUCUCUUGAAGUGAGGUUGUAAUUUGGGUUUCUACUGAAAUUGAAUUAUUCUUUGGGUUUCUAAUGAUGGGGCCCCUACUUUUUCCAUAAUAAUCCAAGAAAUGCAGCAUACACAACUAUAUAAAGUGAUCAGAUCCCCUUGCAGGGGUAAACUUUGUAACCAUGCAGUAUUUAUAUAAGAUGAAAAGGGAUGAUAUACUUACACUGAAUGCCUAAACAUCUGCACGGGACACUUAAUUUAAAGAAAAGUUCAUCUUUUUUAUCAAGUCUAUUACCUUACAUGAGCCCAUAUCAAUGAUUUUUGCUUCCAUACUUCUCUUGAAUCAGGGAACUAAAAAAGAUUAGUAUGUAAAAUAUUCCAUAGUGGAAAAAAAAAAGCUUGUAUUCUUUGUAGUUUAAUCCAUUUAGCCCUAAACUUUGAAGGAGACAAUGAAGGAUACCUCCUUGCCAUUUUUAUCCAGGUAGCCAUUUUGAUGUUAUGGGAGUUUGAAGGAAGUCUACAUAGAAUUAACUUUAUCCUAGAGUAAGGCCAGGAAUGGUGGAUUUGACUAGUACCUUUCCAAAUAUUCUCCAUAAUUAAUACUUUUGAAGCCCACAGUAUUGCUACUAAAUUUGUAGAGUUGAAGUUUGCUGAGGACUUGAAAGUGAAUCACCAAAGAACUUGGCCCGUUAAGCUUCUAGGAAUAUCUAUAACUUGAUCUUCAUAUAGAAAAUAUCUGAAAAGAAGUAAAAAGAGUUGUUCCAAGGAUGGAGAUAUUCAGAGAACAAAUAGCAAUGAUAGAAGCCAAUGUUCUAUUGUGAUGGGAUAUUUUGUGGGCAUCUUGGCUACCUAUCUCUUCCCUCUCUGUUCCUUAUGGCUUCUCUCUUUCAAAGCUCAUUCCCUCAAAAGGAAUAUUGGAAUCUGCUUGUGUUUGUAUUUCUUAGAGCAGAGUCACUGUCAGCCAAGGAGCAGUAUUAAACAAUAUUUUUUUCUUUCAUAGAAAAUUGCUCCAUGAUUCAUUUUCCUUGGACUGGCAGGGACUAGAUUGUCCAAGGGAUUGUUGAGAGAAUAUAGAUGGAGCAUUUUCUGUUUCAGGAGUCACAAGCAAGGGAGACAACUAAGACUGUUCACGUGAUAGGGUUAACACCAAUAAGACAGAUCUCCCAGGAAUUCUUGAUCAUGUUGUGAAGUCUCUAGGAAAUACUCUAAGGGGAAGGGUUAUUAAGGCUCAGCUUCUUAUUUGUAAAUUAUAUUGGGAUGCUCAUUGGCAGAAGGGUAAGGGUGUAAAUCUAAGCGAUGUUGGUGGUCUGCUUCCUAGAAUUUUUCUUCUAAGUUUUUCUCCUUCACAUCCUAAAGCUUCCUCUCUUCUCUGUACCAUCUGUGUAUCUACUAGGUCCCCUAUUUUUCAGAACUCAUCUUUUUUCUUCACCAUGCUUAACCCAGCCCAACAUAAUGUGCCAUAAGAAGAAAAAACAAAUUCAGAAUUCAUAUCCAGCAUAAUUUUUUCCAUAGAGGAUGUUUAUAAUUUUGCUGUUGAGAUUUAUAUAUACAAAGCCAUUGUAGAAAUUUGGGGCAUUUCAAAGUACAUUAAUGUUAUAUUUAAUUUUUCAAAAAUCCCUAAGUUCUAAGUUUAGAACUGGAAGGGACUUCAUAGGCCAUCUAACCCUAUCCACAUUUUACAGAAGGGGAAACUGAAGCUUAAGUAGGUUAAAUGACUUGUAAGCAGCAGAGAAAGGAUUUGAACUCAUUUUACUCCAGAUCCAGCAUCAUCCAAUGCUUCAGACCCAGAAAGCUCAUGCAUGGAACACAGAACCUAAAUAACUAAGUCAGUUCCAUACAGCUACAUACAUUUAGCUGGCAAGUAAAUUUCUCCCCAACCAUCUGUGAAUUGGGCCAGGGAAGCAGAGGAUGAGGAGGGUGAGAAACAAACUCACUUAAAUGCUUCUUCUUGCCCCCCCCACCGCCCCAGCAUUUCUGGCCCCACCUAAACUCAUCUCCUUUUUUUGAAAAUGUGAAAUUUAUUAUAAUCUGUGAUUAGGAAAAGAUCCCAGAUAUGGGAGAUCAUCAUUCUUUCAAUUAUGGUUGAGGUAGUUCUUUGCUCCAAGCCAUCAAAUGCAUGUCUACACAUUAUAAAAAUAAAAGUCUACAUAAAACAAAACAAAACAAAAACAAACAAACAAACAAACAAACAAAAAACUGGAGCAAUUGUAUGGAUCAUUCAAGCAAAGCAACUGUAGUCUAAGAUGUUUCAGAAC
Molecule: messenger RNA, 5682 nt
Organism: Antechinus flavipes (yellow-footed antechinus)
Lineage: Eukaryota; Metazoa; Chordata; Mammalia; Dasyuromorphia; Dasyuridae
Gene: SLC1A2
Product: solute carrier family 1 member 2
Exons: 11
Coding region: 245-1942 (565 amino acids)
Biological process (GO): L-glutamate transmembrane transport
Cellular component (GO): plasma membrane
Molecular function (GO): neutral L-amino acid transmembrane transporter activity; L-glutamate transmembrane transporter activity; glutamate:sodium symporter activity
Source: RefSeq, a predicted model, not a curated record